Messenger RNA from Drosophila hydei, 882 nucleotides. RefSeq names its product putative Kunitz-type serine protease inhibitor. The coding region runs from base 229 to 642 and encodes 137 amino acids. Gene Ontology annotation, molecular function: serine-type endopeptidase inhibitor activity. The record is from RefSeq and is a predicted model, not a curated record. The transcript has a single exon. Lineage: Eukaryota; Metazoa; Arthropoda; Insecta; Diptera; Drosophilidae.
AAUAGGUGCGUUGAACUGCAGCUGAGGACAGGUGAGAACGUCGCAAACUGUCAGCGAGACACUGUGAUUUACAAGCCUUGACGAAUGACUCGAGCAAAUACGAUAUGAUAACGAUACUAACUACGACUACGUGCUGCUGCCGGCGAGUUGAUUCAUUUCGGCUUCGAGUAUUUAAGGCUGGCUAAAUGCCAGAGCUGGCAUCAUUCGCGGCAAAGAAACUGAAACGAAAUGUACUCCAAGCUGUCUUUAAUCGCGCUCAGUCUAGUCCUUGGCGCCAUAUGUGUGCAAAGCGCCGCUGUGGAUCAGUCCCUGCUGGUGGUGGAGCAACAGCAGCUGGAGGGCCAGACAACGGUGCAGCCAGCAGUCGAUGAGGCCAGUGUGCCAGAGCAAUGCCACCAGCCCAAGGAGACAGGUCGCUGUUUUGCGCUCUUCUACCGCUUCGCCUACAAUCUGGAUACGCACUCAUGCGAGGAGUUCGUCUACGGCGGCUGCGCCGGCAACAGCAACAACUUCGAAUCGAAGGCUGAGUGCGAGAAGGUGUGCCUGUCCAAGUCAGAGGCACCAGUGACAACAGCAUCCGCGACUGAGCAGAGCACGGAGCUGACUAAGACGCCGGCAGAGACGACAAUCAGCCCAGCCUAAUGGGAAACGCCCGGAUAGUAUCUAUAGCUAUAUAGUAUAUAAGUAAUAUUAUAGCCCUCGCUUGAAAAAAUCUCGUUUCCUCUAAACCUACCCACCCAUAUUUGCACAUCUUUAAUGAGCAUGAGUUAUUAGCUUCAGGGCUGGAAUCUUCAGUUAGCGGGCAAUAGUACUUAAGUAAAAUAAGCCCCUUUAUAGCGGAAAAUGUAUAAAAAUAUAAUAAAUAAAUCGCGUUUAAUAUUA